Messenger RNA from Aspergillus clavatus NRRL 1, 1566 nucleotides. Its product is annotated as flavin monoamine oxidase family protein. The transcript has a single exon. Gene Ontology annotation, molecular function: polyamine oxidase activity; L-amino-acid oxidase activity. The record is from RefSeq and is a predicted model, not a curated record. Lineage: Eukaryota; Fungi; Ascomycota; Eurotiomycetes; Eurotiales; Aspergillaceae. Gene Ontology annotation, biological process: amino acid catabolic process. Bases 1 to 1566 code for a protein of 521 amino acids.
AUGGAAAUAGGCAUCGUCGGUGCCGGUGUAUCUGGUCUAUAUACCGCGCUCCUUCUCCAACGAGAAGGCCACCGGGUCACUCUAUAUGAGGCUAAUUCCCGCAUUGGCGGCCGCAUCUACACCCAUCGCUUCCAAGCCCCCAACUCCAAUGAAGAUAUCUACUUUGAAGCCGGGGCGAUGCGCAUCCCCCGUUCGGCCCUGCAUUCUCGCGUGUACCUCUUCAUUCAGUACCUCAACACCCACGGCCGCCAUGAAGACAAGAUCGAACUGAUGCCGUAUGUCCUCGAGCAGCGCAACAACAUUGCCUUCAUCCGCAACAAAAAGGUGAAUGUCGACGAUCCCGCUCUCCCGGCGGAGUGUGGCCUCCCGGCGGAGUAUCAUGGGAAAUCCGCGCGACAGCUGCUCGGCGAAGUGGUCGCGCCAUGGCUGAGCCUGCUUCACAAGAACUUUCAGGCUGGGUUUGCUCAGCUGCUAAGCCUUGAUGAGAUAUCAUUCCGGAUGUACCUACGGCUCAUAGUCGGGUGGCCGCACGAGGUGAUUGAGUUCGUCGAGCUGAUGAACAGCCAGACGAACCAGUACGAUCUGAGUUUCACGGAGAUUCUGAUGCAGAAUCUCGACUUCCAUACCCGGGACUGGAGCACGAUCCACGGGGGUAUGUCGCGGCUCACAGAGAGUGCGGCGAACCUCAUAGGCCGCAAACAUAUCCAUCUCAACGCGCGGGUCGAUUCGAUUAAGGAAAACCCAGACGGGACCAUCGCACUGUCUACCGGUGCUCACCAUGCCACAUUCGACAAAGUCGUUCUAGCGAUCCCCCCGGCAGCCCUACAAAGUAUCCGUGACCGCCCCACCUGGUCCUUCAUGAAAGAGCAGGCCCUGCGCGCGAUCCACUACGAGCCUCUCUACAAAAUCGGCCUACACUUCCGGACCCGCUUCUGGGAGAGGCUUUCCACUCCUUGUCGCGGCGGCCAGAGCGUGACCGACCUCCGCUUCCGCUGGAUCGUGUAUCCAUCGAAUGAUAUCGGAGGUGCGGGGUCCGGUGUGCUGCUGCUCUACUGCUGGAUGAACGAUGCUUACAGGAUGGCCUCCCUCCCGCGGGAUCAGCGCGUGUCUCUUGUGUUGCACGAUCUCCAGCGCUUCUACGCGGACACAAACAUCAAAAUCUCCGACGAAUUCAUCGACGCCUUUGACGUAUGCUGGAAUCAGCAGUCGGCGACGGGGGAUGCAAUGUUUCUCCCCGGACAAUUUCGACGGUUCCACGAUAUCUCGCGCCGCGAAGAAGGUAGUAUCUAUUUCUCCGGGGAGCAUUUGAGUAGACAUCAUACCUGGAUUGCGGGGGCGGUGGACUCGGCGAUCCAUACAGUGGGCCAGAUGCUGGGGAUUCGCGAGAUCGGAUCGUUGGGGGAGGAGUACUCUCAUGUGAAUAAAGGGAGCGUUGGCGUGCGACGACCCUGUGGACAGAACAGAUGUAGUUAUUCGAUUCCCCUGCAUAAUAAUGUGCAGUAUGUCGAGGAUUUGGAGAAUGCGCGGAUGGCCCAGAGUGGGAAAGCCCGACAGCGAUUGAUUUGA